This is a messenger RNA of Scomber japonicus (chub mackerel), 2212 nucleotides long. RefSeq names its product ankyrin repeat domain 40 (gene ankrd40). Bases 418 to 1671 code for a protein of 417 amino acids. Lineage: Eukaryota; Metazoa; Chordata; Actinopteri; Scombriformes; Scombridae. The record is from RefSeq and is a predicted model, not a curated record. Gene Ontology annotation, molecular function: protein binding. The transcript is spliced from 5 exons.
CGUGUGGGGUAAUAGCCUGUUCAGGGGGGAACUAACAUGUUGUGCCCACCGUUGUAACAUCUAAAGCUGCCCCCCGAUGAGGCGGUGGUGUCUCUGGCGGACCUCUGACAGACUGAAUGACUACACUGACUGCUGGAAUAAAUGGCGACUAACCUGCUGUAUAAACGCCAAAGACUCUGAAUACCAACACGAGUUUGCAUUAACCGGAGCGAUUUGCUGCCAGUAGCACCAAAGACUCCGCUAGCACCUCGUGAAGUUAGCCAGUAGGUUAAGAUUAGCCGGGUAGCUAAUGUUAGCUGGCAGGUUUAUUUUUAGCGGACGUCGGUAGGAAAGCCGCCUGGCUAUUAUUAUUGACAGCCUAAUCCGAGAGGCUUUUUUACAUCCUAUGAUCUCGCAGCGCUAGUUGUCUGCACCAAAAUGUCCACCACUUCGUUGGAUAAAGAAUUACAGGAGCGACUGAGAGAGGCGUCUGCUAUCGGAGACAUUGAUGAAGUGCGGACAUUGGUGGAGAGCGGAGUAAAUGUCAAUUCACAAAACGAAAUAAACGGAUGGACAUGCCUGCACUGGGCGUGCAAGAGGAACCAUAAGCACAUAGUGUCCUACUUACUUAGUUGUGGAGCGGACAAAGAAAUCCUGACGGCUAAGGAUGAGAUGGCCUCACAACUCACAUCCAAACCAGAGAUCAAACGACUGUUGGGAGUCGAAGUGGAGGAAGUGCCUGAAGUCAAGGAGCCUGAGUUGCCAAUUAUCCCUAACUACUUGUCUAACCCGCCCUUCAUGUACUCCAAGUUGGAUAACAAGUCAGAGCUCAUCCUGGCCCAGCACCUUACACAGAACGGUUCUGGAGAGCAUGCAGAGGACUCAAGCAGCGACCCAGCCUCCCUUUCUCCAACCCAUGAGCCUCAGACGUCACAGAACCUGGUCUCUGAUAGCCCCACUCCUACCCCAAACCCCAUCACUCACAGCCAAACCCAGGCUGGGGAGUUCAUUCCUGUGACUGAACAAAAUGGUGUGUCACCUAGCCCGGCUUCAUCCCACAAUCACACUGUUGUUAACUGCACAGUGCCCAUGGACCUGUCAGUUGAGCCUCACCUCGUCAACCAUGCAGACUACCCACACACAGUGGCACACAAUGGUACCAUGUGCUCGCCUCCAUUAGCCUCACCCAGCCCGAGUUUAGCCAGCUGCGGUGGGAGUCAGGUCCAGGCCCCCGUCACCAGCGGUAACCCAACUAUGAGCAGACAGCAGUCUAUCCCACAGCAGCUGGGCUACGGACAGACUGGCGGGCCUUUACCAGCUUUCCAGCCUUUCUUUUUCACCAGCACCUUCCCUGUCAAUGUACAAGAGCUGGUAUUGAAGGUGCGUAUCCAGAACCCCAACGCUCGGGAGAAUGACUUCAUUGAGGUGGAGCUGGACCGUCAGGAGCUCACCUAUCGUUCCCUUCUGAGGGUGUGUUGCCGUGAGUUAGACAUCAGCGUUGAGCAUGUGGAGAAGAUCCGUAAACUGCCAAACACCAUGUUGAGAAAGGACAAGGACGUGGCUCGGCUGCAGGACUUUCAGGAGCUGGAGGUCGUGUUAGAGAAAGCAGAGGGCCUGUCUCUUUUCUCUGGGACGGGAGGCCUAACAGACAGACCCUGCUACAACAUGAAGGCCUCCCGCCUCACCUACUAGAGCUGCUGCAGAGUCUGAGGUUUCCCUGCUUAUGAUGGGCUUCUGUAGCUACCCUCAAGCAACCAUAAAUAGUUGCCCGCCCAGAUCCCUUGUUACAGCUUUGUUCGGCUUUGGUGUUUGGCCAAUUUCCUAACCGGGAUUUGUUUUUUCAAGUUCUGUAGCUAUUGUCCUCCUCCUGUCCUCCUCUGAGCCCUCCUGCCGCUUUAGUGUACCCGAGCAGUUCUAAGCGAUUACUGAUGCAUGGUGUCCUCGAUUAUGUGAGAACGUAUUUGGGCCCCUCUCUCCUCUCUCUUCACUCUUGUUCAUUCUCUCCUCCCACCGCACUUUGUGCCAAGGCUCCAGUGGGACAACAGAGGGGGGCAUUGGCCUGUCUUCCUUUAUGGACUGGACAUGAAUGGGUUUCUGCAAUAGCCUUAUAUGGACACAUCCCUAUACUAGCUGUGGACUCUGAUCUCUGACAGAAAUGGUCUGAUACGACUGAGAGCAGAGGACAACAGGAAGGAUUUACAUAACUCUUACUGAUAAAUUCAUCGUUAGUCCA